Molecule: messenger RNA, 966 nt
Organism: Ascochyta rabiei
Lineage: Eukaryota; Fungi; Ascomycota; Dothideomycetes; Pleosporales; Didymellaceae
Product: Mitochondrial succinate-fumarate transporter
Exons: 6
Coding region: 1-966 (321 amino acids)
Biological process (GO): fumarate transport; succinate transport; transmembrane transport
Source: RefSeq, a predicted model, not a curated record
AUGUCUGCAAAGUCGACACAAGGCCCUCGCGGCAAGAAGCCUGCAUCCGCAGCCACCAACCUGAUCGCUGGUGGCGGUGCUGGAAUGAUGGAAGCGCUUGCGUGCCAUCCUUUGGACACCAUCAAAGUCCGCAUGCAACUCUCCAAGCGAGCACGCAUGCCCGGUGCGCCGAAGCGUGGUUUCCUCAAGACCGGUGCCGAGAUUGUGAAGCGUGAGACGGCGCUGGGUCUGUACAAGGGUCUUGGUGCCGUUCUUACUGGCAUUGUGCCCAAGAUGGCUAUUCGCUUCACUUCGUACGAGUGGUACAAGCAAUUGCUGGCAGAUUCACAAGGCAACGUGACCUCGAAAUCGACAUUCAUGGCUGGUCUUGCUGCCGGUGUCACAGAGGCCGUUCUCGUUGUCACUCCUAUGGAAGUCGUAAAGAUCCGUUUACAAGCACAACACCACUCCAUGGCCGACCCGCUCGACGUCCCCAAGUACCGAAACGCAGCGCACGCCCUGUACACGGUGCUGAAGGAGGAGGGCGUCGGCGCGUUAUGGCGUGGUGUGUCACUCACAGCGUUGCGCCAGGGUACGAACCAGGCUGCGAACUUCACAGCCUACUCAGAAUUGAGGGCACGGCUACAGGCUUACCAAGGCACAACCGACCUUCCAGGGUGGCAGACGUCCUGCAUUGGUCUCAUCUCUGGUGCCAUGGGGCCUUUUUCGAACGCGCCCAUUGACACUAUCAAGACAAGACUGCAGAAAACACCAGCCGAGCCAGGUCAGAGUGCCAUGAGCAGGAUCACAGCCAUUGCUGGCGACAUGUGGAAACAAGAAGGCGUGAAGAGUUUCUACAAGGGUAUCACACCUCGUGUGAUGCGUGUUGCUCCUGGACAGGCCGUCACGUUCACCGUGUACGAGUACUUGAAGGGCAUACUUGAGAAGGGGAGAGAGAUGAUUCCUGGUGGUCAGUACGAGGAGUGA